Lachancea nothofagi CBS 11611 is the source of this 969-nucleotide messenger RNA. NCBI's taxonomy places the organism in Eukaryota, Fungi, Ascomycota, Saccharomycetes, Saccharomycetales, Saccharomycetaceae. The record is from the annotation of a GenBank genome assembly.
AUGGCUUCGGAACCAUUGACUCUAGAACUUCCCUGGGUAGAAAAAUAUAGACCGCAGUUGUUGAAGGAUAUUGUGGGCAAUGAAGAAACGGUUAUGAGGCUACAACAGAUCGCCCAAGAUGGUAACAUGCCACAUUUGAUAAUUAGUGGAUUGCCUGGAAUAGGUAAAACGACAUCUGUAAGCUGUUUAGCCCAUGAACUAUUAGGCUCAGCCUAUUCGCAGGCCGUCUUAGAACUGAACGCAUCUGACGACAGAGGAAUAGACGUGGUCCGGAACCAAAUCAAGCAGUUCGCCCAAAAGAAGUGCAGCCUGCCACCCGGUCGUCAUAAAAUUGUCAUUUUGGAUGAAGCAGACUCUAUGACCGCAGGCGCCCAGCAGGCUCUGAGACGCACAAUGGAGCUAUAUUCCAACACCACGCGGUUUGCAUUCGCCUGCAACCAGUCUAAUAAAAUAAUUGAACCCCUACAAAGUCGUUGUGCUAUCUUGCGUUACGCCAAGCUACAGGACGACCAAGUUCUUAAGCGGCUGCUUGAGGUCAACGAAGCAGAAAAUGUUCAGUACACGAACGACGGGCUUGAAGCCAUCAUAUUCACAGCAGAAGGUGACAUGCGUCAAGCUCUCAACAAUUUGCAAAGCACUGUGGCAGGCUACGGACUUGUUAACGGUGAGAAUGUCUUCAAGAUCGUCGACUCUCCUCAUCCGUUGAUUGUCAAAAAAAUGCUAUUAGCUGAAUCCCUAGAUAGCUCGCUUGACUUAUUCCAGGAACUAUGGAAGAAAGGGUAUUCGGCUGUAGAUGUUGUGACUACCUGCUUUCGCGUUACCAAGAACUUAGAUGAGGUAAAAGAGGCCACCAGGCUUGAGAUGAUCAAGGAGAUUGGAUUUGCCCAUAUGCGGGUUCUGGAAGGUGUGGGUACUUAUUUACAGCUCGCGGGUAUGUUGUCUAAAAUAUUUAGAAUAAGAGGUUUGUAA